Molecule: messenger RNA, 1493 nt
Organism: Alligator mississippiensis (American alligator)
Lineage: Eukaryota; Metazoa; Chordata; Crocodylia; Alligatoridae
Gene: ALKAL1
Product: ALK and LTK ligand 1
Exons: 5
Coding region: 268-834 (188 amino acids)
Biological process (GO): positive regulation of ERK5 cascade; positive regulation of ERK1 and ERK2 cascade
Molecular function (GO): receptor tyrosine kinase binding; receptor signaling protein tyrosine kinase activator activity
Source: RefSeq, a predicted model, not a curated record
UCGUCCCCUCCCCUGCCCUGCCCUGCCCUGCCCUCCCCCCGCCCCGUGCAGCAGGCGCCCCGGAGGAGACGGGCGCGGAGCGGGCCGGACAGGGACUCCGCGGCCAGCAGCGCGCAUCGGCGGCGAGGAGCGAGGCCAGCCCCGGGGCAGGCAGCAGCGCGCAGCCCCCCUGGCCCAACAUGAGCCGCGGGCCGGGGGCGGGGGAGGGCCCGGGCCGGAGCUAAGCGCCCCGCGCUCUCUCUCUGUCCCCCCCCCAGAGCCGGAGCGAUGCCAGGGGCCAAGCGGUGCCACGCGCUGCCCGUCAUCGUCUUCCUGCUGCUCGCCGGGGCCGCGCCGCCGCCGGGGGCCGGGGGCAGCGCGGAGCUGCAGGCGGCGGGCGCGGAGCGCGGGCCUCUCCCGCCCCUCCUUGUGCAGGCGAUGGGCGACGGCGGCAGCAGCCCGCAGCCGCCCCGGCCCCGGCCGCGGCCCCGGGACAGGGUGAUCGCGCGGCGCUACAGCGGCAGCGCCCUGCUCGCCUCCGCCUCCCUGGAGCUGCAGCCCCGCGCCGCGGCCACCGCCGCCGCCGCCGCCGCCUCCUCGCGGGAGCGGGCGGCAGGGCAGGUGCCCCGGCUCUUCACCACCGCCAGGCACGCAGAAAUAUUUCCAAGAGAUUCCAAUUUAAAAGACAAAUUCAUAAAACACUUCACAGGGCCAGUCACAUUCUCAGCUGAGUGUAGCAAGCAUUUCCAUCGACUCUAUCACAACACAAGGGACUGUUCAACACCAGCCUAUUACAAAAGAUGUGCAAGACUGCUAACAAGGUUAGCAAUGAGUCCUUUGUGUACACAGUCCUAGAAAGUUUGCUGUAGGUUUCUACAAGUGAGAGAUAUCUGAUUUGCCGAGAAAGUGCCUUGAAAUCUUCCAAGACAGAGAAGACAUCUUGUAUCUUUCUGGUUCACAUUAUUGUUUUGUUACUAGAUGCAUUUUAUUUUCAUAUCUGUUGGACAUUCCAUAUUUGUGAGACUGAAACUUUAUUUUAAUUUGUAAAUUUGUUGCCUAUAGUUCAAACAAGCCAGUUAUUUAAAUACAUGUAUAUAAGGAGUACUAAUAAUAUACUAAUUAAAUGUUAUAAUCAUAUGCAGGGAAUGGGUUAGAUUUUGCUGUUUAUCUUGUUCCAUUGUAUUUACACCAUUUUGCUCAGGCUCUUACUUUCAUUAUUUGCACUAACUUGAAAUGCAUAAGUCUAUGUGACUGAAAUCUGAAUAAGCUGUAAAUGGGAUGUUUCACUUUCCAUGGAAGAUAUUUUAUAUUAUGAAGCUUUGUUAAUAUAUACAUAUAUAUUAUUGCGCAUCUGAAAUGCUCAGAAAUGCACCUUGCUUUCAGGAACAUUGUAUAGCUAUUCUGGAUUAUCAUCAGUUACAUUUGUACUGGCACUUAUGGAAAGAGCUGCAAAUAAUGUAAAUAUAAAAGACUGGAAGACUGCAAAGCAGUUUUGGCAAAAUAAAGAAUAUACA